Molecule: messenger RNA, 2894 nt
Organism: Temnothorax curvispinosus
Lineage: Eukaryota; Metazoa; Arthropoda; Insecta; Hymenoptera; Formicidae
Product: 15-hydroxyprostaglandin dehydrogenase [NAD(+)]-like
Exons: 7
Coding region: 250-1017 (255 amino acids)
Cellular component (GO): cytoplasm
Molecular function (GO): oxidoreductase activity, acting on the CH-OH group of donors, NAD or NADP as acceptor
Source: RefSeq, a predicted model, not a curated record
CGACCGUCAGUCAGCCAGUACACCAUCAGCCACCAACCACACCUUCCCGGGGUUGCUUCGACGCCGUCGAUUCUUUUUUUAACGGAGAAGAGACGCGACGUCUGGACCGCUGCAGCACUGUCCCGAGUAACCGCGGAUUGCUAACUUCCGACUUGCCCAGCUUCGUUGCACCCCUGUAGCAAAACGUCGGCACAGGUGGAGAAAUCGAAAAGAUAUAACUAUACGGGAGAAGAUAAAAAUCUAAGGAAAAUGGAAAUAAAAGGGCGAGUUGCCCUAAUAACAGGAGCCGCAUCCGGCAUCGGUAAAGCGUAUGCCAUCGAACUAUUGAAUCAGGGUGCCAAGGUGACUAUAUGCGAUAUAAACACCGAAGAAGGAGAGAAACUGGUGGAAACAUUAGCCGCAAAACACGGCAAAGAUCGCGUAAUCUUCUCGCAGUGCGACGUCACGGAUUAUCCACAAUUCGAAGAAUCGUUUCAGACAACGAUCGCGGAAUUCGGUCAUAUUGAUAUCGUUAUCAACAAUGCUGGUAUCAUGAAUGACCGGUUUUGGGAGCUUGAAGUAGACAUUAAUCUCAAUGGAAUAAUACGCGGCACUUUGCUUGCUCAACGAUUUAUGGGUACCGAUAGGGGUGGCCAGGGUGGAGUCGUCAUUAAUACUGGCAGCAACACUAGCAUUAACCCUUACGUCAGCGUGCCAAUUUAUUCCGCGACGAAAGCAGCUAUUGUCAGCUUCACUAGAGCUUUUGGGGAUCAAUAUCACGUAGAUUUGACGGGCGUUAAGGUGAUGGCACUUUGUCCGGGUGCCACAGAUACCAAAUUGGUACGUGACGUCAACAGAAAGCUUCUUUUGGCUCGAUACGAAGAUGCCUGGCAAAAGGAUAUAGUUUCGUCAAUUCCUCAAAGGACGGAACACGUGGCGAAGGCGUUGGUGCACGUGCUGAGCACCGGCAAGAGCGGAAGCGUGUGGAUGGUGGAGAAGGACCAGCCGCCGCACGAGAUCAGCUUUACGAAGCACUAAGAGGGUCCCGCGAGCGUGUGCAAUGAUUCUUCCUCGCUUCGCUGCAUAUAUCUAUGCCGUACCGCACAAUUAACUGUAAUUUGUAUCGAGGUAUAUAUCCCGUCGCGCGCCGUCAAAAAGGCGGAAACGCGAGUGAAACGUAUAUAGCUAUUCGUACUUUCGUACCAAAAUAUUUGGAAGACCAAUGCGUUUUUUAUUCUCUUUUAACAAUAAUUUUUUUAAUGCAUGAUUCUUAAAGUUUUAAUCAUCCACUUCCGACUUUUGAUAGAAGGCGAUUUUUUUUAUACGUUUCAUACCACCGCGCCAUAACGGAAACCCGCGAAACCAGAAUGCGGCGAGUCCUCGGAUUCGAUAAUUACGCGAUAGAUAUAGUCGCAAUAUUUAACAAAAAAAAAAGUAAAAAGAGCUGCCGUACGAUCGACGCGGGAUACGCGUCGCGACGGUGGGAACAUUUAUUGCCAAAAAGAAAACAAUGUAAAACAAUGUAAAAAAAAACAACGGCUUUCGCUUCCGUCCCGCAUCCGCGUUGCGAGUUCGCGUCGGUUUUUGCACAGGCCUCAACAACCAUCAACAACGCUUGUCAGCCAUGAAUUUUCGCGCUCGAGGGAAAUUCUCCGGAGAGAUUUCUGGGCGUUGUGCGGACACCUGUAUGUUGCACCGACGAAAAUUGUAACGCAACGACAUUUAGAUCCUGCCGCAUUCCGUGACCGUCGCGUGACUUACUCCAUUUUUCCAACGCGAUAAAAUAUAGACGAUUUUUUAACGCCAUUCCGUUUAAUAACGCUACAUGUAAUGUAAUCGCGUUUCAUCAGGUCAAAUAUAAUAGAGACACACACUUGGUAUUUAUUGCUUGUACGAGGAAGAAGGGGGAAGAGCGUAUGAAAGAGAUAGAAUGAAAGAAAUAAGAAUUUAUUUUCGCGCCCUCGAAGCGUACAAAAAAGAAGGGAGAAAGAUUACAUAUACGUUUCUUAUAAUGACUAAUGCAAGUAACUCUGUGGAUCGACAAAAGCUACCCUUCAUGAAAUUUCGCAAAUCUAUUAAUUACAUAUUAAACAAGAAAUAAAAUAAUUCAUUUAAUUAAAACAAAAGUAAAAUAUAAUAAGUUAAUUAAAAGCAAGUGUAAAACACGAUCAGAUAUAAUUUUCGUACUAAACAUAUCUGCGAAUUAAGAUAAAUGUUAUUAAAAAUAUUAGAGUAACCGGACUGAUAGAGUUAGCUCGUCUUACAAAAAUAUGUUGUUUGAAUAAAUUAACUUAAUUAUUAAAGAGAAUGGACAAUCUAAAAUUUUAAGAGCUUGAUCACAAAAAUUGAGAAUUUUAUUUGUGCCAAUUUUCACUUCGAAGUUCGAUGACACGAGAUGUUCCGAGAGUUAUCUGCAUCAGUCACCUGUAACCGCGAAUGCGGCGAUUAAACUGAAUUCCGUCGGACGAUUACUUCACAAAUGAAGCUAUAUAUCUAAUCGUGUCCAUAAUUUUUCUACAGUAUUUUGAGGGAGACAAAAAUAUUAGAGACGGUGUAGCGAGAUAGAGUUAGAAUCUGUAGCCUAAGUGCAAGCACAACACUCUUAAACGUGAUCACGUUUUUUCGAUAUUAGGUAUUAGGAAUAUCACGGGGCAAUUUGUUCGAUGUGCAAUUGCAUUCAAUUGCACAUAUGCAUAUGUGCAAAGCUCGGAUCGGUACAUCGGUCAGAUGUCCAGCUAGUUAGUGAGUUUUGUUUUCGGAUAAUAUCGCCCGUUCGAGUAAUCCUUUAUUGUAGUUUUCCAUCGGUGAAACGAUCAGUGGCGAUUUCGUUUUUGUUAUGCGUUACAUGAUAUGUACGUUGCUAAUCUCGCCAAUAAAAUGCAUUGCCUUUUAAUAAAAUCAAUGGACCAGCGCGA